AUGGGCACGAUGAGAUUCAUUGGUCUCCUAUGCCUUUGCGCUUCGAUCAUAGUGAUCACUGAGGGAUUGAUGAUUUUACCUCAGUUGGAUGACGAGUCUCUCAACGACAAGGAACGCAUGAUAUGUAAUGUCAUUGUUCGAGCUGUACAUGACCUGCAUGUUUAUCAAAAGAAGUCCGUGCAGGAGAUUAAUGUGUAUUUGGAUGCUGACUGUAAAAAACUUGUAAAUGAAGAUCUCGUCGAUCAGUGUCAUGAAAUGGUAACUGAAAAUGGCGCACAGAUCUACGAACAUGUGAAGAAUGGCAUCGAAAUGUCUCAAAUCUGCCAAAAAAUCAGCGAUUUCAAUGAAAUAGAUCUUCCAUACAGUGACGACGACGAGAACAACUAUGACGGUAAAACUAAAUGUUCACGUAAAGGUAAAGACAAAUGUCAGUGCUGUAAAAUCCAUGUCUUCAAGCGGAAAAUGCGCCUUCAUCAAGUUGUCAAACAGAUUGCUCGAAAGCAUCUUCGUAUGUGUAGAAAAUCUAGUCGAGUACUCCGCUGCCGCUUUUGGGUCCGGGAAAGGGAACGUCGUUUUCUAAAGAAAAUUGAAAAGAUUUGUCCGUGCACUAUUUGUACACAUCUUGGCUAUUGCAAGAAAAGAGCCGAGGGUAAUAAUCUCGCAAAUGUCGAUCUUUUCGCUAAUCAAUCAUCGCUAUUGCUGGAAAUGUUACUUGACCAACAAUUGGACACUUUUUUUAGCAAGAAUAUUUGCAGUAACUUCGAAUCAUUGCAGGCAAGUUGUGUUCAGAUUGCCGCAUCGGUUGAUAGCCAUCAUUAUGGCAAAGUUCACAUGGCAAUGCUUCGAGAUGAUAUAACGUGGAUUGAAAAAGAUCUUCAAAAGAGCAUACAAUCGAUCAACGCCGAUACCAACACCAAGCCAUGCGGCGCAUGUAAAGAUACCGUUCACUUUUCCGCCAACUUCUAUACUAAGAAUUUAGGAUUGGUGCGUGACACGUUGAUGAACAUUUGUGGACAAUGGUCAUCGAAAGAAGAUUGUCAAGACGUUCUGAACAAGCAAUUUGAUGAUGUUAAGAAUUAUUUGCAUACAUUGAAAGCAGAUAGUAUCUGUACAGUUAAACAUCAUUGUCCCGUGAAUGUCAAUGAUAAAUGUGCUGCGUGUGUUCAACGCUUUCAACCUCGCAAAGAUACAGCUAAAAAAUUUGUUGAUCAUUUCGCAUCAUAUCUACCCAGUCUAUGCAAAAAUGCAGCCGCUUCACAAUGUUUACAAUUUGUCUCGGAAGUCACAGCUGAACUUCGUUCAUUCAUCGACGAUUUCGAUGUUCAGAAAACUUGUCUAGCAAUGGGCUUUUGCGAUGGGAAUGCUGCUCAAGAUUUAGAUAGUUAUGAACGUGCUUACGUAGAAGUCAUGAAGAACGAUGUGUGUUCAAUGUUGAAACCUUACGAAAAACUUUGCGAGAAAGUCAUUCAAGGUGACAAUCUUGACACCGAAGAAAUUAGUUUUAUCGCCAAAAGCAUGGAAGAAUUCUCUUUACGUUGUGAAUCUUCCCCGGAUGAAAUUGUUUCGAGCGUGGUGGAUGCUUCCGAGGGAAAAGACAAAUGUCAAUGUUGCAUCAAUCACGUCAUUCAGAAGAAGAAGAUUAUUAAAGAACGCAUUGCCAAAUAUGUCGAACAUAUGAAAGAACUAUGCAAACGUUGUCCAGCACGGGAAAAAUGCGAACGUCAUUGGGACGAAAAGAAGGCUCGAUGGGAUGCUAAAAUAGAUAAGAUCUGCCCUAAAAGAGCCUGUGUUCAUAUGGGUUAUUGUACUAAUACACAUCCAUUCGCACAGCCAUUACCAUUUCGCAUUGGUACUACCAUUCUUCAACCUGAAAUUGAAAAGAAAAAAAAAUUGGUUUGA
Adineta ricciae is the source of this 1899-nucleotide messenger RNA. Lineage: Eukaryota; Metazoa; Rotifera; Eurotatoria; Adinetida; Adinetidae. The record is from the annotation of a GenBank genome assembly.